Ylistrum balloti is the source of this 3080-nucleotide messenger RNA. RefSeq names its product progesterone-induced-blocking factor 1-like. The transcript has 15 exons. The record is from RefSeq and is a predicted model, not a curated record. Bases 48 to 2372 code for a protein of 774 amino acids. Lineage: Eukaryota; Metazoa; Mollusca; Bivalvia; Pectinida; Pectinidae. Gene Ontology annotation, biological process: cilium assembly. Gene Ontology annotation, cellular component: centriolar satellite.
UGAUCUGCUGCUAAUCAUUUCAGGAACAGGAAUAGCUACCUAUAAAAAUGGCUGCCAACGAUUUAUCGAAAACAUUCGAUGAAAUCGAAUCGGACGAAUUGAGUGGAUUGGAAACAACAGCUCCAACCGAUUUGACUCUGUCACCGGACCGAGAUGUCGAAAGACGAGACAGGAAAACAAAAAUCACACGGCAGUUAAUCGAAAAGAAACAGUUAACACAUGAUCUACAAUUGCUUAGAAUAGAGCUUUCACAGAAAAAUUUAAACAUGGAGAACAUGAAAGCGCAGUCGUUACAAAAAGUGGAAGAACUUGAAGAGAAACUCCAUGAUGCUUUGCAUGAAAAGCAAAUUUUGACCGCUCGUUUAGAAUCCCAGCUAAGUAUACAGGAGCAGGAAUCAAGAAGAAGACAAGAAUUAAUUAAAAGUGAAUUAGAAGAUGUUAGACAACGACAGAAACAUUUAGAAUCGACAAAUGAAAGGUUGCAAGAGAAGGCAGGAAAUGUGAGAAGGACACUGAACGAUUUAGAUUUAUUCGAAGAUAAAUAUUAUGAGCUGCGCAGCCAGAGCGAAGAAGAUAUAUCUUUGAGAGAUUUUGUUGCGAUGCGUUUGUAUGAGGCUGUACGUCCACUGAAGGCAGAGAUUGACCAGUUACGACUAAGGAACAAGACACUAGAGGAGGAGACAAACUCAUAUUCCAAAGAUGUUGUAGAGCUACAUGAGAAACUUGAUGAAGAACGUCAGAGUCAUGGUGAACUACGUGUGAAGUAUCAGAAAGUGUCCAUGGAGUAUGCUGAUACCAAGUCAAAAGUUAAGGUUGAUGACUACCGUGUGGAGAACUAUGACAGGGUUAAAGGUGACAGAGACAACUUGGAGUCUGACAUCCUUGAUUUACAGCGCCAGUUGUCGGUCCUUGAUGGUGCUCAUAAAAGUCUACAGAAGGAAAGGGAUGAUCUCUAUAGUGAUUGUACAGCAGCCAAGCAAUCUCUGUCCCUCCUCAAACAAGACAAGGAGUAUCUCACCAAGCAGGUGUCUGACCUCUCCAACCGUAUCACUUUCUCUGAGGAGAAGUCUCAACAGAGUGCUCUAAAUCUAGAGGAUGCCAAGAGGUCACGUGAAGAAAUGUAUGAAAAAUAUGUCAGCUCCAGAGAUCAAUACAAAACAGAAUAUGAAAACAAACUGAAGGAUGAACUGGAACAGAUCAGGACUCGGACAAAUGCGGAGAUAGACAGACUUCGGACAAGUACACGAGAGAUGUAUGAGCGUGAGAAUAGAAAUUUAAGAGAGGCAAGAGAAAUGGCCAUAUCAGAGCGAGAUCGUGCUCAGGCUGCUGAGAGAGAAACAACUGCAAAAUAUGAUCACCUUUUGACAGAAUUUAGACAGCUGCAGAUGAGCGGAGAUUCACAACUUUCAGAACUGAAGAAUGAGGUGAAGAUUAAGGGUUUUGAAGCAGAGAGAACACAGUUAGUCCACGAACAGACUGUCCGAAACCUGACAGAGAGUCAGCUGGAAGUCGAGAAACUUCAGAAGAAAAAUGAAGUAUUAACCAAGGAGUACUACAGUCUUCAGGGUUCUAUGGACAAACGCAUCCUAGAGCUGGAAUCAGAGAUGUCAGAUAAACAAUCUAAACUUAUAGCUUAUGAGAAAAUAGAAAAGGAGCUGGACGAUGUGGUCAUGCAGGCUGCAGAAGUGGAUGAUGAACAGGAAGCUGAGAAAGUGCUGUUUUCCUAUGGUUAUGGAGCUAAUAUGCCCAGCACAGCGAAGAGGAGGCUGCAACAGAGUGUACAUCUAGCCAGGAGGGUCCUGCAAUUGGAAAAAAUCAACACCAACUUGAAAAAGGAUGUUGAGCGAGAAAAGAACAAGAUAAGACAGCUGGCUGAGGAGCUUAAAAAUAGCAAUUCUUUAUUGGACCAAGCACAGCAGCCAUAUAAUUAUCUGAUCGAGAGCAUACGGCAGAGGGAUGCCAGCCUUCAGAAACAAAAGGAAUAUAUUAACAGUUUGGAACAUGACAAGGAAGCUUUGGAAAAGGAGAGAGAAGAUAUUGUGAGGACAAAAAACCAAAUGUCUCUAGAUUUGGAACGACUUUUGAACCAGAAAGAGGAAAUGUCUGUUAUGAAGCAAGUUGUGAUGAACUUAUCAAUACAUCAAACAGGAACCAAGAAAACAUCUGUUGUCCCACAGGACACUGUAAAGCCAAAAAGUUCAAUUGUCCAUGCUCCGCAUAACACGUUUGAGCCGCAGGAUGACCCUAAUAUUCUCAAGCCUGGAUCUAUUUCACUGACUCGAGACAAAUCACAAUGGGCCAAGAAACUGAAACAGAGGAACAUGUCAGAACAGCCGAAAUAUUCACAAGUGUAUGCUACAGCAACGUCCUAACCCUCGCUUCUUCUGCUGCUAAGCAACGCAAAAUAUUCACAUCAGACGGGGAAACAGCAACAUAUUCACAGCAAACUGUGGGAAAACAGUGAUUACUUAUGUCAGUUUUGAUGUGCAAAUGAUUUUCCGUAAGAUUGAUUAUUUCAGUCAGAUUUCUGUGCCUCACAAAGAUGUAAAGUUACAUAAGUGGGAGAUGAGUCACUGUCAGCUCCGCCCUCUGGUUGGUUGUCUGUGGUAUAAUUAUCUACAGAUUAGUUUAUAAGUUAUAUCAGUAAAUCAUGAUACUGAACUAGAAAACACCCAUCUACAUGUAGAAGUCAUGAGAUCUAAACAGUGAAAGGACCUAGGAAUCUUUUUACAGAUUGAUGACGAUUAUCUUAAUUUCCUUCAAUGUUUGACCAGCAUUUGUUGUUAAUCAUCCUGAGAUACACUGAAGCAGCAUGUGAUUUUUUCUAUUUUAACUUUUGGUGUGAAUUGUUUACAUCAAGUACAUGGUGCUGAAGUCUUGAUGGCUUGGUCAGUCACUUCACCUGAUUGUACAGUACUCCUUUUAAGACUUUCAGAAAAAUACGCAUCAAACCUAGCUAGAACAGCAUAACUGUGAGUCAGGUGACCCUGAUAUUGAUAUAAGUAUACACUCUGGUGAUAUUGUAUAUAUAUUUGUAACAAAAUAUUUAAAGUGAUUAAAAUCAUGUAUGUAAUAAUGCU